Molecule: messenger RNA, 573 nt
Organism: Anopheles cruzii
Lineage: Eukaryota; Metazoa; Arthropoda; Insecta; Diptera; Culicidae
Product: glucosidase 2 subunit beta-like
Exons: 1
Coding region: 21-467 (148 amino acids)
Source: RefSeq, a predicted model, not a curated record
UUCUGUUACAAUUCAGCAACAUGAAGGUACAGCUGCUUGUUUUGAUUGCUUGCGUUGGCUUUGCGCUGGCCAGUGAGGCCGCUGCUCCGGAGCUGCCCUCGGACUUGGAACAGCCCGACCAGGAUCUGGCUUUCCAACAGGCAAGACCAGCAGGUCCGGUGCCGUUGGCUCCUCUCGAAGACGCCGAACAGCCGCAGGAACAAGAGGAACCAGCCCAAGAAGAAGCCCAGGAGGAAGAUGUUCAACCGGAAGAGGAUUCCGAUGAAGAAGCCUCCGAGGACUCCGAUGAAAGUGACGACAGCGAACAGAAGGUGCUUGACUUGUUGGAGAAAAUGAACGAACAGCAGCAGGAACUGGACUUCUUGAACCGUUACUUGGUCGGACGCCUUGCACCGAUUGACCGUCGUCGCCGCCCGUGGAUCGGCAGACCCUUCUUCCCUCGGCCGCGCCCAAGGUUCUUUUUGUAGACAUUUGUAAACUCCACACAAAAGACGCACACACACACACGGAAUGCUGAAGAGCAGCAGUAGAUAGAUACCCUCCCUAUCAAAAUAAAUGGUUCGUUUUCCGCAA